AUGAAAACGACACCUACGGUACAGGCAACACUGCCGCAAACAGUUCUACCAAAUGCGCGGGCUGAGUCGGAUCAUGAAGUAAUCACACUGGAUUCUGAUGAGGAACCAUCUGCCGAAAAGGAGGAUGUCGACAGCAGCGCCGCAUUUCUUAACUUCUUUUCGGACGGGGUGUCCGGUUAUUCGAAGAUGUAUGAUCCACGUUACAGACCAGAGGAACGCCCGCAACUUUUCGCGGCUGAUCUGGCAGAGGUUGUGGGCUAUUUCUGUUUCUCAUAG
Molecule: messenger RNA, 276 nt
Organism: Gongylonema pulchrum
Lineage: Eukaryota; Metazoa; Nematoda; Chromadorea; Rhabditida; Gongylonematidae
Source: the annotation of a GenBank genome assembly